UGCAUGCUUACCCUCACCAGUUUUAUCGAAUUUUAUGGCUGAGGUUAUUUGAUUUCUGAUUUGGCUACCCAAAAUCAUGAACGAGCCUGCUCCAUCCGACACAGCAAGUGAUAGCGAUUUUGAUGAACAGGAUUUCACCGCUGAAGAGGAUGAUGACAGUAUCGCGCCAGAUGAGGAUGCAGCUGAUGAGGAAGAAAUUGACAGUCUAGUAAAAUGACUCCAGCUACUACUGGGCCGGCGAUCUCCGUUUCACGUUCUGGUCGACUCCGAACCACUCGUCGAACCGGACGACGACCCAUAUCAUCUGUGGAGGAAGAUGCAUCCGAGCGAAUCAAAGCUGAAUCCUCUUCAUCCGUCUAUGUCAAGCGCAAUCGCCGCUCCCCACCAUCUCCGUCAUCCUCCUUGGACACUCUUCCUUUGGAAUCUGCUCUUUUCGCUGUCGAUGCAAACGGGAUCGAAAACAACAAUCCUACGUGCUCCGAACUACGUAGGCUCCCUCCAUUCGACGCCCCUCUUCCGUCUUCAGAGACAAGCGACGUCAUCCGUCCCGAUAUAACUGUUCCCAAACAGCUUAAUGUGCGGCGAACUACCGGUCUCCACAGCUCUGCUAGUAAACAGCGCACUAAGCCCAUUGAGGCUUCCGCUAACUUACCACAACAACUUGCUUCAGCGGAAGUAAUACAAAACCCUCCGUCGCCCUGUGGAAGCCGUCCCAACUCUACUACGCUGCUGGCUUGUCCUGUCGAUCUUGAAUAUGACCCUCGGGAUUGCACAUCUCCCGAUCCCCCGGAAGACGACGGUGAGGAGAGUCAUGACAGUGGACACGAUGAAACGUAUUCCACUCGGUUUUGGAAACGUGCAAUUGUUGGCGGUGAGUCUCCUGCAUCUUACAAUUCCGAUGACGACGAGGAGUACGCUCCCAGCGUUGACAGCGGGCAGGAUUGGCGAGGUGAAAUCCGCAUUGGCGAGGAGUAUCAGGCGCUAGUUCCUCCAUACGCGUCAUCACACUCACGCGAUGAGUCAUUGCUGUCGUGGGACACCCGGCGCAUUGAGUCCGAAUGCAGUCAGUUGUGGCAACCGGGCAAACUUUCAGAGGCCGAGGUCGUUCGCUUUGAACGGUUGUUCGCUCAGGCCGUCGCGUUUCCUCGUCCGAACGACAAAACAGUCGACGAUGAAGAGGCAUUGUUUCUUCUGAUGAGAUGUGACUACGACCCGGACGAGGCUCUCCAACGUUUGCGGUUUCGGACCGUUUUACCUUCUGAAUGUGAUGUUUGA
Messenger RNA from Dicrocoelium dendriticum, 1275 nucleotides. The record is from the annotation of a GenBank genome assembly. Lineage: Eukaryota; Metazoa; Platyhelminthes; Trematoda; Plagiorchiida; Dicrocoeliidae.